UGAACGUAGCUGAGCUCAACCCCGGAUGUUUUGCUCCCCCUGUGGAUAGUUCAUAGGCGUUAAGUCAUUUAGAAUUAAGCAGAAGCAUACCGAAGAUAAAACAUUUUGUUUUCAAAAUAUAGCAAUCAUUAUUGUCGAGUCAGCCGUCACAGUAAACCUGGUGUUUGUUAUUAGCUGUAGUUUAAACCGGACCAAAAGUUCCUUUUCUCUGUUGUGCUAGCUUGACGCUAUCUUGAAGUCAGGGAGCAGAGCAGCCAAGAAACGACCAUGACCGUUUUAAUUUCCCGACAUUUCUGAUCACUGAGUUCAGUUUCACUCUGCAGGAUGCUCCGUGAGUUGUAUCCCUUCGUGGAGGACAGUUUCAGUCGCUUCCCGUCGCAGAGCAACAUUUACGGGCUGUGUCAGGCCGGGGAGCAGGAGCUGUUAGCGGCCACUCUCAAAGGGAAGGUGGUGUGUUUCAGAUACCAGGAGCUGCAGCAGAAAAUCAGACCUGUGGCCAGAGAGGUUCAGUUCACCUACAUACCAGUUGAUGCAGAAAUUGUAUCAAUUGAUGCCUUCAACAAGUCUCCACCCAACAGAGGCCUGGUGGUGGGCAUCACAUUCAUAAAGGACUCUGGUGACAAAGCCACUCCAUUCCUGAAUAUCUACUGUGACUAUGAACCUGGUUCAGAGUUCAACCUGGAGUCUAUUGCACAAAGUUGUUUGAAUCUGGAGCUGCAGUUCACGCCCUUCCAGCUGUACCACACAGAGGUGCAGUGUGAUGAUGGAGGCAGUGAGACGGUGUUUCUGCUCAGUGGCCAUGACCAGAGGAUCCAUCCUCUACAAGGAGGUCAGCUCUGGAUGAGUGUGUGGAAUGCCUCCCUCCACCAGUUUGAAGAGCAGCCAGUGGAAAGACUCUUUCCUGAACUACAGCAGCUACCCAGCAAUGUGCUGUGGUUGGAUAUGCUUAGUUUAGCUGGCAGCCGGCGACUCUCUGCAUUCGGCUGUCAGAACGGCUGUGUUGGACUGGCUCUGGUAAACCAGACUGGACCAGAGGUUUUGCAGAGCUGGCGGGUCCAGUUUGACAGUCCAAUCUCUACAGUGCUGCUGUUCCCUCUGAGCUGCCAAACUGAGCCUCAUCAGCCCAGUGGAGAGACAAGUGUGGAAAUGAAAGGCUACAACCUUCUGGUAACCAGCACCAUUGAGAUGGCAGUUGUCUACAGGGAUGUGCAGGAGUGUGGUUUGUCUCGCUCCAUGUACCUCUCAGAAAGUGACCAGUGGGAUGCAGUGCUUUGUGCUCUUGUUAUUGACCUGGAUUUUGAUGGGCAGAAGGAGGUGCUGUUGGGAACAUAUGGACAGGAACUUCUGUGUUACAAAUUCCAUCCGGCAGGGAGCGGACAGUUUCAGCUGCAGUGGAGGCGGAGCUUCAAGAGUCCUCUGCUGUCUAUCAUCUACUUAGACUUGACGGGGGAUGGUUUGAAAGAGCUGGCUGUUCUCACAUUAAAGGGACUGCACAUCUUACAGCAUAGCCUUACCUCCACUGCUGAUUUGGUCCUGGAGCGGCUCACCCAGAGGGUGUCAGCACUGACAGCUGGCUCUGAGCUGGAGCCAGCCAAAGAUCAAGACACUGAGGAGAAGGAUGCUCCAUCUAAGAAAGAGGAGUGUGCAGCUCACACGCCAUCAAAUUAACCAAGACAGUGCAUUUUGUUUCCAUGUGGAAGACUCAAUGGAUCAGACUGAAGUACUCGCCUUAUUUAAAGGUGCAGUGUUCUCUCAGAGGUGUGUAUUCCUGAGGAAUGAAAUUUAGUUGUGAUGACAGACACACAGUAGAAAUCACAUUUGCCAUUUACAGCAGAAAGACUGUGCUUUGUGCUUUCACACUGAAUGUUGAUGAUGGGGAAAAAGAUUUCAAAUCAAACCUGAUUAAUGCAGUUUACUGGAAUUAUGUAAUGAUAUUCUAGGCUAUGAGAUGAUGUGCUGUAGAUAGUGUACAGUAAUAUGCAGAUAAUAAAUGUCCAUAACUGUU
Lates calcarifer (barramundi perch) is the source of this 2005-nucleotide messenger RNA. It is a transcript of the gene kptn, whose product is annotated as kaptin (actin binding protein). The transcript has 12 exons. Gene Ontology annotation, cellular component: KICSTOR complex; actin cytoskeleton; lamellipodium. Gene Ontology annotation, biological process: actin filament organization; cellular response to amino acid starvation; negative regulation of TORC1 signaling. Lineage: Eukaryota; Metazoa; Chordata; Actinopteri; Centropomidae. The coding region runs from base 325 to 1668 and encodes 447 amino acids. Gene Ontology annotation, molecular function: actin filament binding. The record is from RefSeq and is a predicted model, not a curated record.